Pieris macdunnoughi is the source of this 2169-nucleotide messenger RNA. NCBI's taxonomy places the organism in Eukaryota, Metazoa, Arthropoda, Insecta, Lepidoptera, Pieridae. The record is from the annotation of a GenBank genome assembly.
AUGGCAUUUUUCCUUAGAACAAGUGUUUUAACACGACAUUUGAAGAAAUCCUUUUUACAAAAUAAACGCAAUUCUGGAUACGUUGUCUUAAUUCCAGAAAUUGGUGAAGAUUCUGAUAAGAAUGUCCUUCUCACUGAGAACGGCCUGCCUGAAUUUAAUGAUAUUACAAUUGAAAAGUGCAUUGCUGCUAUCAGUAAGCUAAGCUUAGAUUAUGAGAGUGGAGUUAAACAGAUAGAAGAAUCAUGCUCUGAUUGCAAAAAUGCUUUUGUUGAGAUCUUUCAGCCUUUGGAAAAGUUAGACAACCAACUAGAACUAACAUGGGGUGUUGCUAAAACCUUAUAUUUAGGUAAUAGUUCCUUGAUGCCCACUACAUCCUAUAUACAAAUCCACCAAAGAGCUUACAAAGCAAGAUCAACUAAAUUUAAUAGUGUGCCAAUAUACAAUGCUGCCAUAAAUGAAAAAAAUCGUCUGAAGCAGUUGACUGAUGAAGAACAAAGAUUAUUGGAUAAAUAUAUUCUUGAAGGUAAACUUAAUGGGCUUGACAUUAAGGGUGUAAAAAGAGAAAAAUUAGAUAAUAUUCUCAAUUUGUUACAAAAAGAAAGGGAAUUGUUUCGGGAUAAAGUUAAAAUGGCCACAAAUAUUUUUAGUAGCUUUAUCAGUGAUGAACAACUAUCCAAAGAACUUCCUGAAAGUCUAACAAAAGUUAUGUCCAUAAAUAAUAAUGCUAGUAAAGGUCCUUGGAAAAUUACUCUACAACCACAUAUUUUCGAACCAUUUAUGCAAUAUUGCCCGGAUAGAUCAUUGCGUUGGAAUACAUGGCAGGCAUAUGUGCAAAGAUGUUCAGGCUAUGGCAAUAAAGAUUUAGAAACAAGUACCCAUGUUGCACAAAUACGAAAAUAUAGAGCAGAACAGGCCAAAAUGUUAGGUUUUGAAACCUAUGCUGAUAUGAGCAUGGAAACUAAAAUGGCUGGUUCAGUUGAGAAUGUGUAUAAGUGUCUUGACAAAUUACUUGAAAAUGCUAGACCACUUCAAGAUAUUGAGUUAGAAUCCCUGCAAAGCUUUGCAAAAGAAAGAGGAUUUGAUGGUAAACUAGAACACUGGGAUAUCCCAUAUUGGCAAAGAAAACAAAAAUGGUCUUUAUACAACUAUGAUGAAGAUAAAAUUCGUGAAUAUUUUCCACUUCCACGUGUAAUCACAAGCUUGUUUAAUUUAUGUAGCACAUUAUUCAAAAUACAAAUAGUUGAAAGAUCCAAUGUGCAUACAUGGCAUAAAGAUGUUAAAUUUUAUGAUGUUUAUGACGAAACAAGUAACACACCUAUAGCUGGGUUCUUUUUAGAUCCUUAUGCAAGACAAAAUGAAAAAAUUCGCAUUUAUGAUGACGCCGGUUGGCAUGUUUCAAUACGCAACAAAUGCGCUCUAACAUCUACAGAUCCUUUAUCAGCAUUAAUAUUUAACUUCCAAGCUCCAAGUGAGGGAUCGCAAUCUCUACUGUCUUUCAAAGAGGUUGGUGUCCUGUUUCAAAGAUUUGGACAUGCCUUACGUCAUUUACUAACAAAAGCAACCUAUUCAGAAGUGGCAGGUCUCUCUAAUGUGGAAUGGGAUGCUGCUGAUGUUUGUGGGCAAGUGAUGACGCAUUGGCUAUUUGAUCCGCAUACAAUCCGAGCUAUAAGUGGACACUAUAACACUGAAGAACCACUGCCAGAAGAAAUUAUACAAAAUUUGCAAAAUGUUAGAAGCCAUAUGGCAGGAUAUAAUUUAUGUCGUGAACUAUACCUAUCUCGAUUAGAUUUAGAGUUGUAUUCUAAGACUACUUUUUGGCGAGACUUGGUAAAGGAAUUGUGGCCUAAAUACAAUGCACUGCCAUUUGAUAAAUAUGAUUCACACCUGCUCUCUUUCACAAAAAUUUUCUCUGAGGAAUGGGGUGCUGCUUACUAUUGUCAUUUAUGGUCAAAGAUGAUAGCCGCUGACAUCUACAGUGCAUUUGAAGAGGCUAGAGCAGGAGAUCAGGAUGUGAUAGCAAUUGGUAAAAGAUACAGAGAAAGUUUUCUUGCCGUCGGUGGUGCAUGUCAGCCCAGUGAAAUAUUUAGAAGGUUCCGUGGAAGAGACCCAUCUCCACAGGCCUUAUUGAACAACCUUGGUCUAUCCACUCAAAAAAAAAUUGAAGAGUAA